AUGGCAUCCUUCAUUCAGUCCAUCCUGGACUGGCUGCGUAGUCUCUUCUUCAAGACCGAGAUGGAGUUGACUUUGGUCGGCUUGCAAAACAGUGGAAAGACCACCCUCGUCAACGUUAUUGCUUCUGGACAGUUCUCAGAAGACAUGAUCCCUACCGUUGGAUUCAACAUGCGCAAGGUCACCAAAGGAAAUGUGACCAUGAAGCUGUGGGAUAUUGGCGGACAGCCCAGAUUCCGAAGCAUGUGGGAGAGAUACUGCCGAGGCGUUAAUGCCAUUGUGUUUGUUCUGGAUGCGGCAGAUCAUGAUAAGCUGGAUGCAGCCAGGACAGAGCUCCGUAACUUGCUGGACAAGCCUCAGUUGGCCAGCAUCCCUGUCCUGGUCCUCGGAAACAAGAACGACUUGCCUGGCGCCCUUACCGUUGAGCAGAUCAUCGAAGUCAUGAACUUGAAACAGAUUGCAAGUCGCGAGGUGUCGUGCUACUCGAUCUCGGCCAAGAACCAGGUCAAUAUUGACAUCACACUUCAGUGGUUGACCAAGAAGGGCAAGGGCAAGUAA
Molecule: messenger RNA, 555 nt
Organism: Linnemannia hyalina
Lineage: Eukaryota; Fungi; Mortierellomycota; Mortierellomycetes; Mortierellales; Mortierellaceae
Source: the annotation of a GenBank genome assembly